GAAUGACUAAAAACCCUCCACUUCCUUAUUUCCAUUUUUCAAUCAAAUCAUUCAUUUCAUUCUCAAAUUAUGUUUCAACUUCAAUUACUCCUCUCAAUUCUCACUUGGUCAUUCGCUAUCCAAUCAUAUUCUUCCACGUCACAAUUCUCUAUUCUCCAAUCCAAUCAUCAACCAAAACUCAACCUCUUAUCCAUCUCUGUCACCGGGUUUGGCGCUGCUGGCGAUGGCGUCAAAUACGACACCGUUCCAAUCCAGAAAGCUAUAAACGCAUGCUCGGCCGUCGGAUCCAAACAUCGCCGUCAAUGCCACGUUAUCUUCCCGCCGGGAAAGUACCUGACGGCAACAAUAUUCUUGAGAUCCGGCGUCGUAUUGGAUAUUCACAGGAAGGCAAUGAUUUUGGGAGGACCGAAGUUGGAGGAUUACCCGAAGGAGCAGAGCAGGUGGUAUGUGGUACUGGCGGAGGAUGCGGUGGAUGUUGGGAUCAUCGGAGGAGGAGAAAUCAAUGGACAGGGACUGAAGUUUGUAGAGAGAUUUGAUGAGAAGAAGAAUGUGAUGGUGAACUGGAACCAUACCGGAGCUUGCCUUGGAGAUGAGUGUAGGCCGAGGUUGGUAGGGUUCAUCGGCUGCCGGAAUAUCAAGGUUUCCGACGUUAGACUCAUCGAACCUGCUUAUUGGUGUUUGCAUAUUGUACGAAGUGAUAAGACAUCAAUCUGUGAUGUAACCAUAUAUGGGAACUUCAAUUCACCCAACAACGAUGGUAUAGACAUAGAGGACUCUAACAAUACAGUUAUCACUAGAUGCAACAUCAAUACUGGAGACGAUGCUAUCUGUCCAAAGUCAUCAAAUGGACCUGUCUACAACCUCACUGCAACAGACUGCUGGAUUCGAACAAAAUCUUCUGCUAUCAAACUUGGAAGCGCUAGCUUUUACUCGUUCAAGGAUUUCUUGUUUGACAACAUUACAAUUGUUGAAUCUCAUAGAGGCCUCGCUCUACAAAUUCGAGAUGGAGGAAAUGUUAGCGACAUGACCUUCUCAAACAUAAACAUCAGCACAAGAUACUACCACCCAUCAUGGUGGGGAAGAGCAGAGCCUAUCUAUGUGACAACCUGCCCAAGGGAUGCUAGUUCAAAAGCAGGUUCAAUUUCCAAUUUGCUAUUUGUCAACAUCACAGCAACUUCUGAAAACGGCAUCUUCUUAUCGGGGUCAGGAGGUGGAGUCCUCAGCAAUCUAAACUUCAUAAACAUGAACCUGACUUACAAGAGAUGGACAAAGUUCCCAGAUGGGUUGGUGGAUUACAGGCCAGGAUGUCAAGAACUUGUAAAGCACCAAACUGCGGGAUUCAUGAUGGAGCAUAUUGAUGGUUUGGUUGUUGAAAACGUAGUCAUGAAAUGGUCUAGUGAUGAAUCAAUGAGAUGGAAUAAUCCAUUGGAUUUCAGGCCAAAUACUGUAAAUAAUAUUUCUUUGCUCAAUUUCUACUCCAGAUCCUACCAACAACACUGAGGCUGAGGGGAUAAACAGGAAGCUGCAAGUAAAAGAAAUUGUUCUUCACAAAAAUAAAGCUUCAAAUAAAA
Molecule: messenger RNA, 1571 nt
Organism: Solanum dulcamara
Lineage: Eukaryota; Viridiplantae; Streptophyta; Magnoliopsida; Solanales; Solanaceae
Product: probable polygalacturonase
Exons: 1
Coding region: 70-1500 (476 amino acids)
Biological process (GO): carbohydrate metabolic process
Molecular function (GO): polygalacturonase activity
Source: RefSeq, a predicted model, not a curated record